GUCACAGCGCGCUGAUAAUUGUUAUUGUUAGCUUGUUAGCUCGCAGGCUAACCCCGGAGAUGGAGAUAUGACGGAGUAAUAACGUCUUAUUACAUGUGCGGGACUGGGUUAUUACCGGUGGUCACAGCUGAUGACUUUUCCUGGAAGCUCACUUGAGGUCUGAGAUGGAGGACGGAAACAGGACUGAUGCUGCUUCCACAUCCAAGAACCACUCAGGUUCUCUCCACCUGCAGACUCCAAAAAACGAGGACACCUACGAGAUCUCCAUCCCCUACGAGGAGAACAACUUCGAGCAGCAGGGGUUCUUCAACCAGAGCGACCAGAGUUUUGAUGAGCCGGCCUCCUCCGCCGGUCCGUCUCCGGUCAACAGCUCCUACAUGGUGAUCACCAACCUGAGGACGCAGCUCCAGAUCUCCGUAGAGAAGAACUCCUGGCUACAAAAGAGGAUCGAGGACCUGGAGGAGGAGAGGGACUUCCUCCGCUGCCAGCUGGACCGCUUCAUCUUCUCCACCAAGACUCAGGGCCAGGAGCAGAGCCAGAGCCAGUACAGCAACGGAUACGAGUCGAGACGAUUCAACUGGAGGGCGAGAAGAGAAGAAGAUCGUCCUGCUGAACCACAGAAGACGGACUCUCAGCAUUUCACCAGUCGUCAGUUCAUCCAUCGAAGGCCCGGUCCUCCUACCAUGGUGGCCUCCAAGAACCACGUCUCCGGCCCGUUGUCCAACCAGCUAGCCUCCAUGAACGCUCUGUUCAGCUCCUCCCAGUCUCAGGCUCUCCUUCAGGGCCACGGCUCGUCCAGCAGCGCCGCCGCCGGCAGCAACGGCAGCAGCAGCAGCAGCAGCAGCAACGCAACGAGGUCCAGCAUGAACGAGAUGAGUGGACACGGCAACGUAGGUCCAGAUUCGCUCUCACUUCUGGGAGAAUCUGACGAGUACCUGGAGCAGGACGGCUACAUGGAGGAGGAGGAGAUGAUAUCGGGGGAAGACGUCAUGACUGACAGCAUCAACAGCCACCAGAUAAAGAGGAGGCGGGUCUUCAGAGCUCCACGGGAGCGACAAAGAGUUAAAGAUGCCGCCGGAGUUCUGUUCCGCUACAAGAAGAUUCUGCUGACAUACCAGCGCCUCAAGAACAUGUCCAAAGCCUUCCAGAUCCACGGCGUCGACCGCAACACGGUGGCCUCCACGACGCCCAUCGCCGAGCUGCUGCUGGUGGCUCCGGAGAAGGUGGCCGAGGUGGGCGAGUUCGAUCCGUCCAAGGAGAAGCUGCUGGACUACGCCCGGCGCUGCUACACCGCCCUGGACGAGGAAACGCUCAGCAGAGUCCAGGCGUUGAAGAAGAACAACCUGCUGCUGCCCAUUUCCUACAGGUUCAGACACUGAGGUGGAGGUUUGGGGAGAUUCAGAAGACUGAGGAACUAUUUAACAUCUCAGCAACUGUUUAAACUGUGACUGACACACAAACUCGUCACGUCUUUUACUAUAAAACUGCACAGGUGUGUCGGUUUCUUUAACAAAUCUUUGGUGUUCAGGAUGAGCCGAAAGGGAAAAAAUAUGGUUUAAGGUCAUCUUUAGUGCAGGAUUAUAGAGGAAACUGCUUUUUACAGUUUAUAAAUGAGCCUAGCUGAUUCAGGUUUCAGCUUUUAUUUUGAAGAGACGCGCUUGUUUCCUUUUUCUGUCCACAUUUUAUCAAACAUUUCAGCUAAGUAAUCACUAACUUAUAACGCUUUAUUUAUGCGGUUUUAACACAAUCCUUAAAGUAGCUUUCAAUCACUUUGUUAAACUUAUGCUGCACUCCACUGAUUUUAUAGAAUUAUGUUAAAGAAACUGUCAUUUCAUUCUGUUUUUACUGUCCCACUAAUUUUUGAUAUUUGUCAUUAUAUUGUUGCCACUUUUACUUGCCUUAAUGCUAUUUUUGUGAGUUUCUGACAUGAGAGAAGCAUCGGUUUUGUCUCAUCCUUCAUUUUUUUCCAGGUUUAAAAGAGGAGAGAACUUUUUUAAAAAAGAAAGAAAAGGACACAAUCAUGAUGCUCUGGCAACAAGAGACACUUUUUCUAGUUUAAAGUGAACUAAGCCAGAGAAAUGUUGACAAUAUUCCAUGUGUUUGUCUAAUAAUUAUUAUAAUAAUACGACCACCAGCUGGUCUUUUGCCUGGUUUAAUCCACAACACACUACAGGGGGUCCUUGACUUACGUCAGAGUUCCGUUCCUACACUGCAACUUAAGUCGAUUUUCACUAAGUCGGAACUCCAGCGAAAAUGUGAACAAAGCCGUUACGUGCAUCACGAUAUCAAUCAGUUCCUUGGAAAAGUCAUGAAUGCUAAUGACUUUCAUGCACGUUUGAAUCAUUUUACUAGAAGAUAACAGAACAUGUUGCACUGUUUUUACAACUUGCCAUCAGAACAGUCUCAGUUACGCUUGGAAGCCAUAAUGAAGGGCAAAAAGUUAGUGAAUGUAGCACAAUCCAAGGUGGCGUACAACCGGAGAAUGGAAACAAAGCCGUCUGAUAGCGCCGUAUGACGACGUAUUCAUCCACUCUGCUCGCCAACUAGUUCCACAUAACCAAUUCCGAUGUAACGACAAAACACUGUAGGUCGUGGACGACGUAAACCGAGGACCCGCCCAUAACCAGUUCUGAUGGAAAGCUGUAGGUCGAGGACGUCGUAAACCGAGGACCCAUCCGUAACCAGUUCUGAUGGAAGGCUGUAGGUCGAGGACGUCGUAAACCAGUGACUCCCUGUAGUUCCACUGAGGGUUUCACAAACCUCCUUUUUUGUAAAUGCAUGAUGACAUAUUCGUCCGCUCUGCUCGCCAACUAGUUCCAUGUAACCAGUUCCGACGUAACGCCGUAGGUCAAAGACGUCGUCAACCGAAGACCUGCCCGUAACCAGUUCCGAUGUAAAACAACAAAACGCCUUAGAUCGUACACCGAAGACCCGCCCACAACCAGUUCCGACAUAAUGACGAAACGCCGUAGGUCAAGGACGUCAUAAACCGAGAACCCCCUGUAGUUCCACUGAGGGUUGCACAAAUCUUUUUUGUAAAUCCGUGAUGAUGUAUUUGUCCGCUCCACUCGCCAACUAGUUCUACGUACCAGUUCCACGUACCAGUUCCAACGUAACGAUUGAACACCAUAGGUCGAGGACAUCGUAAACCGAAGACCCGCCCGUAACCAGUUCCAGAGUAAAACAACAAAACACCUUAGGUUGUAAACUGAGUAACCAGUUCCGAUGUAACGAUGAAACACUGUAGUUAGAGGACGUUGUAAACCAAGGACCCCCUGUAGUUCCACUGAGGGUUGCACAAACCUCCAUUUUGUAAAUGAUCUGCACUAAAUUCCAGUAAAAGUCACUUCACAGGCUUCUGAUACCGAGGCUCUCCUUUUGUGAAAUACAUUUUGGAGCAUUCCCACUAAUUAAUCACUCGACUGGUUGUUCGUAUUGUCGCGUGACUCUUAGUUCCUUGUGAAAAGUCGUGGACGUUCAUCACGAGUUUCAGCCGAAGCAGCUGUCGAAUCGUCCCACAGCUCGACUACACAUGCAUGAGAGGAGAGCUGGUUGGUUGAUCUGUAGUUCUUAGGGGUCCAGUAAGAGACGUGUCGACUGUACUGUAUGAUAAUGUGUGGUUUGUAAACUGACGAGGUCGCAGUUAAAACACUGUGACUUAAACUCUCACGUCUCGGGAACCGAUUUUCAUAAAAGUAAACGGAUAAAAACUCCGAUCUGUCGAGCUCAGGCCGAUUUCAGUGUCUGUGAGGCUAAAAACCUACCAGUGUUCAGUAUGUGUCUCGUAUCUCUCUGAAAUUAAGGUAUUAUUCACCAAAUGUACGGUAAGAUUCAAGUGUCAAUAAAGCCUUCGACUUAUUGGAUUAAUUAAUCUGUUAAAUCCAACAACACACUCGCUGGAAAGAUGUCUGUGACUCAUGAACUGUACUGUUCAGACAUAAAUGUAAUUAAAAAAUUUGAUUUCCUACAA
Amphiprion ocellaris (clown anemonefish) is the source of this 3970-nucleotide messenger RNA. RefSeq names its product coiled-coil domain containing 106a (gene ccdc106a). The record is from RefSeq and is a predicted model, not a curated record. The transcript has 8 exons. The coding region runs from base 165 to 1379 and encodes 404 amino acids. NCBI's taxonomy places the organism in Eukaryota, Metazoa, Chordata, Actinopteri, Pomacentridae. Gene Ontology annotation, cellular component: nucleoplasm.